GGCGGCCAUUCGUCAGUCAUCAGUCGGCGGGAGAACGAGUCGCACCCCACUCCGGACCGUCUCCGAGGCCUUUGUUUUUAGAGGAUCACUAGUCUGCAAACGACGGUAGCGAGUCAUGGGUCGUGUCCGUGAGGAGGAGGUGCAGGGAAGCAGCAGAGCUCCCAUCAGACCCCGACUUUGGGCACAGUUCUUGGCCACUCUGGGAGCCUCGAUGGCCGUCGGUGGGUGGGCCGUCGGCAUCGGAAUCGGCAGUCUCUGCGUGGACCAGCUGUCUCGGGGAAUCGGAGGAUUCGUCCUCACCGAGGAGCAGCAAGUGUGGAUUGUGACGUCGAACUACAUCGGUACGGUGGCCGGCUCGGCGGUGGCCGGGAAGCUGUCGAAGCGGUUCGGAGCGCGCAACACCAUGCUCUGGUGCUGCGUGCCCGCCGUGGCCGGCUUCAUCGUCACGGCCUUCGCCAAGUGCUACAACACACUGCUCAUCGGACGCCUGAUAGUCGGCCUCUUCUCCGGACCGGCCUUCGUGCUGCACGUGUUCUACAUCAGCGCCGUGGCCUCGCCUCAGUACCGGGGCUUCCUGGCACUGCUGCCCGACAUCGUCUACAUGGUGUACGUCAUCCUGAGCCUGGUUCUCGGAGUCUACUUCCCCUGGUGGUGGGCGGCGAUCAUCAGUGCAGCGCUGUUCGCCCUACCCACGGCCGUGGCACUCCUGAUAGCUCCGUCAGAUCCUGUAUACCUGCUGCGCACUGGUCGGCUCAGCGAGGCCAAGAAGGCUGCUAAGUUCUUCGGAGUACCACUUCCAGACCUGGCGCCGACCACCACAGAAGAGGGCGUGUCCCACAAGUCGACGUGGACGCUGGUGAAGCAGCCGCGCUACUACCGUCCGCUGCUGCUGUCGGCGGCGCUGCUGCUCGGCGUCGCCUUCUGCGGCUACAUGGCCGUGCUCAGCUACUCGCUCGUGUUUCUGCGCACACUCGGGUCGACGCUGGACGCCACCGUGGUCAGCGUGCUUCUCUGCGUCAUCCGCAUCGUGGCCGUCGGCCUGGUCUCCGUCCUCAUCGACCGACUGGGCCGGCGCGUGCUGCUGCUCUUCUCGGCUGCCGGCAUGACGGCCAGCUACCUAGCGCUGGCCGCCUACUUCUACAUCCCAUCGCUGGCUCAGUUCACGCACAUGCCGCUGCUGGCGCUCAUCCUGGCCAUCUCGUUCUUCUGCAUGGGCGUCGGCCCGGUGCCGUGGUGCGUCAUCGGCGAGAUCGUGCCGGCGCGUCUGAGCGACGCCGGCGGCGCGGCGCUGGUGCUCUUCUACAACAUAACCUCGCUGAUCGGCGUGCAGGUGUUCCCGCCGUUGCUGGCGGCGCUGGGCAUAGGCGGUGUGUUCGCGGCGCACGCGGGCGUCACGGGCGCCAUCCUGCUGCUGGUGGCGGCCGCCGUGCCGGAGACGCGCGGCCUGAGCCUGCAGCAGAUCGAGGAGCUGUUCGAGGACAAGGACGAGGAGUACACGCUGGUGACGGCCGUGGGCACCCCAGUCGGGUACAGCACUUUUAGCGAAAGCUAGCAACUUUCGAGACAUACCUUGGCCUUUAGCUGAUAUUGCUAUCCAAAAGACAGUGUUUGUGGGAAGGGUGUUUCACCCUUCCGUGUUUUAUAUUUGUGAUGUAUGGGAGCCGUUGUCGAUUUUGUAAAUCCUGCUUUGAUGAAUUUUAUGAGCUGGUUGUUUAAGUGAAAUGAUAGUGGCUUCCUGUUGCGUGAUAUUUUUGACGUGAUGCUCACCUUGCAUACAUCCCAUAUCAUCCUCGUUUUUGUAACAUAUUGUUAUUGUCGUGCAUGUCCUGCACCUUUGUUGAGAUCCGCUGAAUGUCAUUUUGUGUCAUGACGCGUGGUUUCUGGAUUUGUUUAUGUGUCACAAGUGAAAAUAAAUAUAUGCAAUGCAUAGAACACAUACAAAAA
Amphibalanus amphitrite is the source of this 1944-nucleotide messenger RNA. Its product is annotated as facilitated trehalose transporter Tret1-like. NCBI's taxonomy places the organism in Eukaryota, Metazoa, Arthropoda, Thecostraca, Balanomorpha, Balanidae. The record is from RefSeq and is a predicted model, not a curated record. The transcript is spliced from 3 exons. Gene Ontology annotation, molecular function: transmembrane transporter activity. Gene Ontology annotation, cellular component: membrane. Gene Ontology annotation, biological process: transmembrane transport. The coding region runs from base 116 to 1552 and encodes 478 amino acids.